AUGGGAGGUGUACUUUUCCCGGAUCGGUCUGGAUCUACGGUGCACCUACAGUACCUACUUCUGAUUGAGGAUUGGCAGAGAGCUGGACGGUUCGCCUGGGGAGCUGCUGUUUUAUCCUACCUGUACCAUGAGAUGGGUAGGUCUACUUUGCACAUUUCGCAUACCGGCACUUCUCUAGCCGGUGACCUUGGUGGAUGGGUCGCCCUACUGCAGUUCUGGGCGUUGGAGCGAUUCCCACAUCUGGCACCUCGACAUUCAGAGACGAGGGCACAGAAUUCUGAGGAUGCAUCCCCACGUGGUCUUCGAUGGCUUUCGGCCAACAGUCGUCAGUAUGGUGACCAGCUAUUUCAAUACAAGCUGUGGUGGUUAGUAUAUAACAUUCCAUUUUAUAGAAUAGUUUUCAUUUGUUUUAUUUUUUUAGAUUUAGGGAUAAUAACGUUAAUUUUUUUUAUGUAG
Molecule: messenger RNA, 456 nt
Organism: Linum tenue
Lineage: Eukaryota; Viridiplantae; Streptophyta; Magnoliopsida; Malpighiales; Linaceae
Source: the annotation of a GenBank genome assembly